CUGAGCAAGUCAGAUGAGUCUUAACUGUGAUAGAGAAAUCAAAGAGCAAAAACAGGGGAAAAUUUAUCUCUGCUCAACUCUAACUUGUAUCAAUAUCCAGAUGGAGAACUGAGAAAAAUCAUGGCAUCUGUGAAUUAUCUUGCUUGACUGAUUCUUUUUCUUCUGUUUUGGAGACAGUCAGAGUGGUAUCAUGGCAUCUUUUCUUAUGUGGAUGUUCAUGUUCUUAUGCACAGGAAAAGCAAUGGGAAACUAUAUCACUACUGCAAAUUUGCAUUCUGAAAACAUAACCCGGAUUCUUGACAGACUGCUGGAUAGUUAUGACAACAGACUCCGACCUAGCUUCGGAGGUCCUGUAACUGAAGUCAAAACAGAUAUAUAUGUGACCAGUUUUGGCCCUGUUUCAGAUGUUGAUAUGGAAUAUACAAUGGAUAUAUUUUUUCGUCAGACAUGGAUCGAUGAGCGACUUAAAUUUGAUGGGCCGACAGAAAUACUUAGGCUAAACAACUUAAUGGUCAAUAAAAUCUGGACUCCAGAUACAUUUUUCAGGAAUGGCAAAAAGUCAAUUUCUCACAAUAUGACAACCCCCAAUAAACUUUUUCGAAUAAUGCAGAAUGGAACGGUGCUCUACACAAUGAGGUUGACAAUAAAAGCGGAGUGCCCAAUGAGACUGAUGAAUUUCCCAAUGGAUGGACAUGCCUGCCCUCUUAAGUUUGGGAGCUAUGCAUAUCCCAAAAGUGAAAUAGUCUACACUUGGAAAAAAGGACCACUGUAUUCUGUUGAGGUACCAGAGGAAUCUUCAAGUCUCCUCCAGUAUGAUUUAGUUGGACAAAAAGUUUCUAGUGAGACACUGUUAUCAAAUACAGGUGAAUAUGUUGUAAUGACAGUGCAUUUCUACUUGCAAAGGAAGAUGGGCUAUUUUGUGAUACAGACUUAUAUUCCCUGCAUAAUGACAGUCGUUCUCUCCCAGGUUUCAUUUUGGAUCAACAAGGAGUCCGUUCCUGCCAGAACUGUGUUUGGUAUCACAACUGUUCUAACAAUGACCACAUUAAGUAUAAGCGCCCGUCAUUCUUUCCCGAAAGUCUCAUAUGCAACAGCGAUGGACUGGUUUAUAGCAGUGUGCUUUGCCUUUGUAUUCUCCGCAUUAAUUGAGUUUGCUGCUGUGAACUAUUUUACUAAUCUCCAGAUUCAGAAAACAAUGAUGAAGGCUGCCAAAGAAUCAGCUCUAGCAGCGGUAACUGCAAGGGCAGAAAAUGAGUUUGUUACGAAUGCUGACUCAAACUGCAAUUUAAAAAAGCGAAUCAAUUCAGUGGCCUCUCAAGGGGAUCAGUCAUCUGGAGGUGAUUUGCCACUCUAUGAAGAUUCUCCAUAUAGUCAACAAACUGUUUUCCCCACCAGCAAUCAUAUGCUAUCGGAUACCUCCUCCAUUCAGUAUACAGGAACAAGUAAAAUAGACCAGUAUGCUAGAGUCCUGUUUCCACUGUCAUUUGCAGGAUUCAACUUGGUUUAUUGGGUUGUUUAUCUUUCAAAAGACACAAUGGAUGUUAAUCGCAGUAACUGAAUCCAAAAAGCUACAAAAGACUUGUAAAUAUGAAGAGUAUGGCUAUAAAGAAAAUCCAGCAAGAUCCCGGCCUUAAACUGUUAAUAACAGUUAUGUAUGUUUUAAAUAAUGAAUAUUGUUUGUAGUUACUUGGCGUCAGUGGACAAAAUGAUAUAAUACUGAUAUGCUCACAUAAACAAAAAUGUUAAUAAAUAAUUUUACCUCUUGUGAUUA
Xenopus laevis (African clawed frog) is the source of this 1771-nucleotide messenger RNA. RefSeq names its product gamma-aminobutyric acid (GABA) A receptor, alpha 6 S homeolog (gene gabra6.S). The record is from RefSeq and is a predicted model, not a curated record. NCBI's taxonomy places the organism in Eukaryota, Metazoa, Chordata, Amphibia, Anura, Pipidae. The coding region runs from base 191 to 1558 and encodes 455 amino acids. Gene Ontology annotation, molecular function: transmembrane signaling receptor activity; extracellular ligand-gated monoatomic ion channel activity; GABA-A receptor activity. Gene Ontology annotation, biological process: monoatomic ion transport; monoatomic ion transmembrane transport. Gene Ontology annotation, cellular component: membrane; postsynaptic membrane. The transcript has 10 exons.